Molecule: messenger RNA, 3063 nt
Organism: Canis lupus familiaris (dog)
Lineage: Eukaryota; Metazoa; Chordata; Mammalia; Carnivora; Canidae
Gene: DTX2
Product: deltex E3 ubiquitin ligase 2
Exons: 12
Coding region: 786-2651 (621 amino acids)
Biological process (GO): protein ubiquitination; Notch signaling pathway
Cellular component (GO): nucleoplasm
Molecular function (GO): zinc ion binding; ubiquitin protein ligase activity
Source: RefSeq, a predicted model, not a curated record
UGCUUAAAGUCACAUUUAUCCCACUGUACUGUAAUUAUGUGUUUGAGUGUCUGUCUGCCCAAGCAGAUAUGAACUUCUCCCAGCAGAGAAACCAAGUUUCUGACUCACGUUUGGAGCCUCAGGACCCAGCACGGGGCAUGGCACCACAUGUGUACGGGUAAUGACUAUCUAAAAUGAGUCAGUAAGUUAAUGAAGGAGUAAGUCAGUGAGUGAACAGACCAAGAAGGAAGAAUAGAUACACCUGAACCGGUGCGCGUGGGAUUGGGUCCCGCCCCGCCCCCAACACAUGGAACUACAUUUCCCAGAAGACCCCGCGACCUGGGCAUGCGCACUGGAGAGCUAGGAAGCUGCGACGCCGAGUUUCACUCUGGCUGCCUCCUCAGAGUCGGAGCUUCAGCCGGAGCGGUGCCCAGGCCGGCCCGAGCUGCAGCCCCAGCGCGGCGGUGCCCUCACCCGGCCCCCUCGUCUUCCUCAGCCUCGGUGCCCUGGAAUUUGUGUUGCUGAGUCAGCAAGGCUUUCCGAUUUGCUCGGUUUUUGUUGUUUGCAUUUUAUAUCAAGAUGGGAACUCAAACAAGUCAUUCCUCCUAAGGAUCUAGUGUCUCUGUCAAGAAGGGACAGUUUGUGCCAGCUCUCCAGAGAGAAAAGGUGGGAGAAAGCAAACUUGGAGAGCUUAGGUACCUUCGUCAAGAUGAUACAGUCUGCUGGAAGCACUGGGCAAUGAUCCUGAGACUCCAACCCAGAGUGGUCUGAAAGCAUUUGGGAAAGAAGAGGGAAUCUUGGGGAAGAUGGCCAUGGCCCCAAGCCCUUCCCUGGCUCAGGUGUACACCAGUCCCGUGGCAGUGGCUGUGUGGGAAUGGCAGGAUGGGCUGGGCACCUGGCAUCCCUACAGUGCCACCGUCUGCAGCUACAUUGAGCAGCAGUUUGUCCAGCAGAAAGGCCAGCGCUUCGGGCUGGGGAGCCUGGCCCACAGCAUCCCCUUAGGCCAAGCUGACCCCUCGCUGGCGCCUUAUAUCAUUGACCUCCCCAGCUGGACCCAGUUCCGCCAGGACACUGGCACCAUGCGGGCUGUGCGCAGGCACCUGUUCCCCCAGCAGUCGGCCCCCGGCCGGGGCAUUGUCUGGGAGUGGCUGAGUGACGACGGUUCCUGGACGGCUUAUGAAGCCAGUGUCUGUGACUUCCUGGAGCAACAGAUGGCCAGGGGCAACCAACUUGUGGACUUGGCUCCCCUGGGGUACAACUAUACCGUCAACUAUGCCACUCACACGCAGACCAACAAAACUUCAAGCUUCUGCCGCAGUGUGCGGCGCCAAGCAGGAACCCCGUACCCAGUGACCACCAUCAUUGCUCCACCAGGCCACACGGGAGUUGCCUGCUCUUGCCAUCAGUGCCUCAGUGGUGGUGGAACUGGCCCGGUGUCAGGCCGCUACCGCCACUCCAUGACCAACCUCCCUGCGUACCCUGUCCCUCAGCCCCCCCACAGGACCGCCAUUGUCUUUGGGGCCCACCAGGCCUUUGCUCCAUACAGCAAGCCCUCCCUCUCUGGGGCUAGGUCUGCACCCAGGCUGAACACCGCCAACCCCUGGGGUGGGGCGCCCCCCUCCCUGGGGAGCCAGCCCCUCUACCGCUCCAGCCUCUCCCACCUGGGACUGCAGCACCAGCCCCCAGGAUUGUCCACUGCCAGUGGAGCCAGUGCCUCCCUCCCCAGCGGUCCUGUGAGCAGUCCUGGGAGCAUCCCUGCCGCAGUGCCCAUGCAGAUGCAGAUGCCGAAGCCCAGCCGGGUCCAGCAAGCCCUUGCAGGCAUGACGAGUAUUCUGAUGUCAGCCAUUGGACUCCCUGUGUGUCUUAGCCGCGCACCCCAGCCUGCCAGCCCUCCCGCCUCCUGUCUGGCCUCUAAAAGUCACAGCUCAGUUAAGAGAUUGAGGAAAAUGUCCAUGAAAGGAGGGACUCCAAAGCCAGAGCCAGAACAGGUGAUAAAAAAAUAUACGGAAGAGCUGAAAAUGGCCUCAGAUGAGGACUGCAUCAUCUGUAUGGAGAAACUGUCCGUGGUGUCCGGGUACAGCGACGUGACCCACAGCAAGACCAUUGGGCCAGUGGCAGUGGGCCGCCUUGCCAAGUGCAGCCAUGCCUUCCACCUGCUGUGUCUGCUGGCUAUGUACUGCAAUGGGAACAAGGACGGAAGUUUGCAGUGUCCUUCCUGCAAAACCAUCUAUGGAGAGAAAACUGGGACCCAACCCCGGGGCAAGAUGGAGGUGUUCAAGUUCCAAGUAUCCCUCCCUGGCCAUGAGGACUGCGGGACAAUACUCAUAGUUUACAACAUUCCUCACGGCAUCCAGGGCCCGGAGCACCCCAACCCUGGGAAGCCGUUCACUGCCAGGGGGUUUCCCCGCCAGUGCUACCUUCCAGACAAUGCCCAGGGCCGCAAGGUCCUGGAACUGCUGAAGGUAGCCUGGAAGAGGCGACUUAUCUUCACAGUAGGGACUUCCAGCACCACAGGAGAGACGGACACAGUGGUGUGGAAUGAGAUCCACCACAAGACAGAGAUGGACCGCAACGUGACAGGCCACGGCUACCCUGACCCCAACUACCUGCAGAAUGUGCUGGCUGAGCUGGCUGCCCAGGGAGUGACUGAGGACUGCCUGGAGCAGCCGUGACUCCCCAACCUGGCCAGCCCCCUCCCCUCCCUACCAUGCCUGCCUCUGGCCACCAGCCACCCUCUACCCACACCGCCAGCUGGGCUGCCCCUGGUAUGGGCGGGCAGGAAGGUGCCUUUCCUCAGAGGCUGCGGUGUGUGUUGGGGGCCUGCCUUCUGCCGCCUCCUCCCCUCCAGGCCUGGAUGUGUGUGGGAGUUGGGCAAGCCUGGGGAGUUGUACUCGUGGGGGCUUAAGAUGCAGCUACCUCAGUGUGUGGGGCCCUGCCCUGGGCAGGCGGCUUUGGGUUCAUAGUGCCGGGGGCCUGGUGUGGGGUGAGGCCAGACUGCCCCAUCAUGGCCUGGGCAGGCGUGGGUUCCGGGUCAGCUUCUCAUACCUCAGACAUUCUGUUUGCAAUAAAUGCCAUAUAGCCAAA